Thunnus maccoyii (southern bluefin tuna) is the source of this 2962-nucleotide messenger RNA. RefSeq lists its product as uncharacterized. Gene Ontology annotation, biological process: regulation of transcription by RNA polymerase II. Lineage: Eukaryota; Metazoa; Chordata; Actinopteri; Scombriformes; Scombridae. The transcript is spliced from 5 exons. The record is from RefSeq and is a predicted model, not a curated record. Bases 250 to 1743 code for a protein of 497 amino acids. Gene Ontology annotation, molecular function: DNA-binding transcription factor activity; RNA polymerase II cis-regulatory region sequence-specific DNA binding.
GGAAGAAGAAGAAGUUUGACCCGGAACGAAUGAGCGAAGCCUUCCUGCAGCUUCUGCCUCCAGCAGUGAGCAGUCAGCCGGUUCAUGUGGGAGUUAUUCAGCUGUGAAGUGUCCGCUUUAAUCGCCACAGAGCUCAGCUGAUGCUCCGCGCAGGGCGGGGGGCCGGUAGCCGGUAGCCGGUAGCCGAUAGCCGGUAGCUCGGUCCAGCGGAGCCGCACAGGCCGGCGGUGACCGGCGGUGACCGGCAGGAUGAGCUCGUCCGCCGCCCUGCACACCCAGCUGGCCACGGUCAUGGAGUCGCUGGUCCACGCCGCGGUGGCGGAGCUGAAGAAGCUGGUGGAGGACAGCUCGGCCGGAGAACAGCCGCCUCCGCCGGCCAGAGAGCAGGAGGAGAGCCGGGAUCAGAUGGUGCGGUUCGCCUCCAUCAUGGAGACUUUGGGAAACGAGGCUUUGGGGAAGAUUGUGAACAUCGUGGAUGAAGCCAAACUGCUGGUGGAGCUGCAGGCGGGGAGGGGCGGCAAGAGACCGCAGACCAGUAUCCUCAGCGUCCUCAACAAGGCGCGCGUCGAGGUCGAACACUCAUAUGGACUCCGGCUGCAGAGCGCCGACACAGACGGAUCCGCUCAGGCCAAACCGCCAGAGGAAGGAGUGGAAACGCCAUUCGUCCUGGCGGUCACUGUUAAAGACGAACACGGCAACAUCGACCUGGGAGCCAUCGCUGAGAGAGCUCGUGUCGAGGCCGCCCAGCCGGUGACCUCUGACCCCGAGUGUGCGAAGGUUCCAGGUUCUCCGGAGUUCGUGCUGCAGAGCGUCACGUGGAAGUACUUCAUGUGCACGGCGUGCGGUAAAUCCUUCACGUCUCAGAGCAACCUGAAGUCUCAUUAUCGUAUCCACACGGGCGAGAAGCCGUUCAGCUGCAGCGAGUGCGGCCGGGCGUUCCGGCAGCGGCAGAGCCUGCAGAGCCACAUGCGCACGCAUACUGGCGAGCGGCCGUACGAGUGUCCGCAGUGUGGGAAGUGUUUCUCCAAGCAGGCGCAGCUGAAGACACACGCCAUCAUCCACACGGGCGAGAAGCCAUAUGGCUGCGAGCUGUGCGGCCGCCGCUUCAACCUGCUGCAGAACCUGCACCGCCACGGCCACACCCACACCGGCAAGAAGAUCUUUGUGUGCGGCGUGUGCGGGAAAGGCUUCACCCGCGCCGUCACGCUCAAAACACACGAGCUCAUCCACACCGGGCAGAAGCCCUUCAAGUGCGAGGAGUGCCCCAAGACCUUCCGCCACGCCGUCAACCUAAAGAACCACCAGAGGAUCCACAGCGGCGUGCGGCCGUUCAGCUGCGACGUCUGCGGGAAGAGUUUCCGCCAGUCGGUGAACCUGAAGAUCCACCGGCGGAUCCACACCGGCGAGCGGCCGUUCAGCUGCCCGGAGUGCGGCAAGACGUUCAGCCAGCAGAGCAGCCUGAUCUCACACGGCCGCACGCACUCCAAAGAACGGCCGUUCGCCUGCGACUCCUGCGACAAGAAGUUCAACAACAACAACAGCCUGAAGCUGCACAUGCGCGUCCACACCGGAGAGAAGCCGUACAGCUGUGACGUCUGCGGCAAGACCUUCAGCCAGGGCAGCCACCUGCGCACGCACAAGAGGCACGUCCACGCCGGCGGCAAGCAGUACAUCUGCGACAAGUGCGGGAAGAGAUACGCGGACCAACGCAACCUGAAGCUGCACAAGUGCAGCUACGCAUGAAUGCCACGCCGCGGAGGCGGCAGCUCUGAGUCACUAAUGUUAAAAUGCACAUCCAGACAGAAAUUAAAAACAGUAUUUUUAUGAACUGAUGUUUUGUUUAAAGUAGAAUAAUAUUUUUUUGUUUUGUUUUUUUUUUAAUAAGAAUCUGAGUGGUGGGUGUGAGACAGGAAGUGGACCUGUUUUAACCAAUCAGAGCAAACACCUGUGGAGGUGGGCGGAGCCUCUGCUUUUGUUUGAACAGUAACCUGCUGCUGAACUCCAGUUUACGUUUCCUCAGGUUGGUCUCUAAAUACUACAGUACCCAUGAGCCUCAGUGGCUGUUACUAUGGAGACGCCUCCAUCUAGAACUGUGUGAAUAAUCCAGAUGUGAACUGAUGAAGUUUUCUGAAUGUAUCCAGUAAUUCCUGCAAAGACCAACCGCACAGCAACGGAGUCUGAAGUGCUCUGAUUGUAUGGUUAUUACAGCAAUGCUUUCUGGGAGUUGUAGUUGUUACAGACACAGUUUGUGACCUUUUGACCUUUUCUGUUCAGCGUCUCAGUGUUUGGCUGAAUCCAGAUGUCCAGACUGCAGGUUUGUUCGCAGGAAGUCUGCGAGUCAAAACUCGCCGUCAUCAAGUCCUCAAGGUCCACUCAGGCUGCAGAAAAUUACCCACAAUCCCGCAGCAAAAGGCUAUAGAAUGAUAAUAAUUAUUGUUACUAUCAAUAAUAAUAAUAAUAAUAACAGACUGUGUAACAUCUUUUGAUGACAUUUUCUUUGUUCUGUAAGUGAAUUUCUGUAGUUUUGUUAUAAUAUAAACAGAGUUACAGCCUGCAGGCGUAAUAAUCUCCGUUAAAGAGCAGCAGACGAUGUUUCUGUCGUCGACAGUCUGAAGAUAAAAUCAGCAGCUCGUGAACAAAAUCUGAACUGCUGCUCUUAUCAGAACCAUGAAGAAACGUUCAGAAAACACUUGAAAUGAGGUACAGGUUCAGGAAUUUCACUUCAUCUCCAUGGAAACGCCUUCGCAGACGUGAUGACGCGUCACGGAGGAUAAACAUCUGGAUUCAGCCUCUGGUUCUCGCCUGAUGUAAGCCGGCCCAGUGAGAUGCUGUAUUCUGAUUGGUUGAAACAUUAAUUUAUGUUAAUUAUGAUGCUGAAAUGCACACUGUUGCUUUUUUUUAAAAAUAAUUUUAUAGAUGAUAUUUUUCAUGUGUUUUGAAAUAAUAAAAUCUAUGAACAUUU